AUGUUACAUUUGUCCAAAGAAGUGAAUCAGAGGAGACACAGCUGUCCAGCUGUAAAACAAGGGGACAUGUUGUGGUCCAGCUGUAACAACAGGACAAGGAAACAAGGGGGCAUGCAGUGGUCCAUCUGUAACAACAGGACUAUGAAACAAGGGGACAGGCAGUGGUCCAGAUGUAACAACAGAACUGGGAAACAAGGGGACAGGCAGUGGUCAAGCUGUAACAACAGGACAAGGAAACAAGGGGACAGGCAGUGGUCCAGCCGUAACAACAGAACAAGGAAACAAGGGGGCAGGCAGUGGUCCAGCUGUAACUACAGGACAAGGAAACAAGGGGACAUACAGUGGUUCAACUGUAACAACAGGACAAGGAAACAAGGGGACAUGCAGUGGUCUAGCUGUAACAACAGGACAAGGAAACAAGGGGACAGGCAGUGGUCCAGCUGUGACAACAGGACUAGGAAACACGGGGACAUGCAGUGGUCCAGCUGUAACAACAGGACUUGGAAACAAGGGGACAGGCAGUGGUCCAGCUGUGACAACAGGACUAGGAAACAAGGGGACAUGGAGUGGUCCAUCUGUAAUAACAGGACUAUGAAACAAGGGGACAGGCAGUGGUCCAGAUGUAACAACAGAAAUGGGAAACAAGGGGACAGGCAGUGGUCAAGCUGUAACAACAGGACAAGGAAACAAGGGGACAGGCAAUGGUCCAGCCGACAAGGAAACAAGGGGACAUGCAGUGGUCUAGCUGUAACAACAGGACAAGGAAACACGGGGACAUGCAGUGGUCCAGUUGUAACAACAGGAGUAGGAAACAAGGGGACAGGCAGUGGUCCAGCUGUGACAGCAGGACUAAGAAACACAGGGACAUGCAGUGGUCCAGCUGUAACAACAGGACUUGGAAACAAGGGGACAGGCAGUGGUCCAGCUGUGACAACAGGACAAGGAAACAAAGGGACAGGCAGUGGUCCAGCUGUAACAACAGGACAAGGAAACAAGGGGACAGGCAGUGGUCCAGCUGUAACAACAGGACAAGGAAACAAGGGGACAGGCAGUGGUCCAGCUGUAAUAACAGGACUAGGAAACAAGGGGACAUACAGUGGUCCAGCUGUAACGACAGGACAAGGAAACAAGGGGACAGGCAGUGGUCCAGCUGUAAGACAACGAGACUAG
Molecule: messenger RNA, 1170 nt
Organism: Mercenaria mercenaria
Lineage: Eukaryota; Metazoa; Mollusca; Bivalvia; Venerida; Veneridae
Exons: 2
Coding region: 1-1170 (389 amino acids)
Source: RefSeq, a predicted model, not a curated record